Messenger RNA from Cylindrotheca closterium, 2478 nucleotides. NCBI's taxonomy places the organism in Eukaryota, Bacillariophyta, Bacillariophyceae, Bacillariales, Bacillariaceae. The record is from the annotation of a GenBank genome assembly.
AUGUCGGAAGACAAUCAAAAGCAGUCGCCCUGCAGCAUGAGUGAAAUAGGUACGAUUUCAAAAAUUGUUAAAAGCGCCAACGAACAGAAGGACGAAAGCUCUUCGGAAGCAAGCUCGGCAGCACCAGGUGAUGAUAGCAGAGAGAUGCACAAUGAAGACUCGGCUUCGCGACAGCAAAUUGCUUCCGAUGAAGAGUUGUCUUUUGCAAAGGAUGAUGGUCCAGCUUAUGUUGCCGUGCGCGAUACAAAUGAUCAUGAUGGUUGUGACGCUAGCUCGAUGGUCACAUUUGACAGCGAGCGCACAGGCGCUCAUGACAUGCGUCAAGAUCCCAUCGAGAAUAGAAGCCUUGGUGCCAAAAGCAUGAUGAUUGCCACCAGAAGCAUGACCCAUGAGACAAUCCAAGAAGUGCCAGACACUGUUAGAGAUUCAUCCAAGGAACAGAAGGACGGUGGCUAUUCUGAAGCAAGCUCUGCAGCACCAGAUGAUGAUUGCAGAGGGGCGCACAACAAUGAAGACCCAGCUUCACGACAACAAGUUGCUCCAGAUGACGAACUGUCUUUUGGAAUGGAAGGCGGUCGACCAUAUGUGCGACCGUCAAAAGAGGAACAAAUCCGUUUCAAUGAUGAACUGAGUCAACUAUUAAAGGAAACGAGUUCGGGCAUGGGUUGGACGGACCCAGAGGUGGCCAAGAUUUGCAACACAAUGACAAGCCAGAAAUUUGAUGAAGAACAAAGACGUUUAUGGGAUGAACUUGGACACCAAUUGCAGGCAAAGGGCUUGAUGGACUCGGAUGUAGCUUUGCAAUACAGCAAUAUUGCAAUGCACUUUCUUGUUGAAGGAAGACUCGAGGAAGCCAUGGAACUUUUUCAACAGACGCUGAACAUUGAGAGGGAGGUCUUUCAAUGUGACAAUCAUCUGACGAUGGCAGCAACGUAUCAUUGCAUUGGAAUCGUCUUUCAAAAUCAAGGCAACUACGAGGACGCCUUGAAGCAAUACCAACGGGUGCUUGAGAUCUACGUGAAGGCACUUGGACCAGAACAUCCUGACACUGCUUCAACAUAUAAUAACAUGGGAGUUGUCUUUCAAAAUCAAGGCAAACAUGAGGACGCCUUGAAGCAAUACCAACGGGCGCUUGAGAUCUACGUGAAGGCACUUGGACCAGAACAUCCGCACACUGCUUCAACAUAUCAUAACAUGGGAAACGUCUUUCAAGAUCAAGGCAAAAACGAGGAUGCCUUGGAGCAAUACCAACGGGCGCUUGAGAUCUACGUGAAGGCACUUGGACCAGAACAUCCGCACACUGCUUCAACAUAUAAUAACAUUGGAAACGUCUUUCAAAAUCAAGGCAAAUACAAGGACGCCUUGGAGCAAUACCAAUGGGCGCUUGAGAUCCGAGUGAAGGCACUUGGACCAGAACAUCCUGACACUGCUUCAACAUACAAUAACAUGGGAACUGUCUUUGGAAAACAAGGCAAAUACGAGGACGCCUUGGAGCAAUACCAACGGGCGCUUGAGAUCCGAGUGAAGGCACUUGGACCAGAGCAUCCUGACACUGCUUCAACAUAUAAUAACAUUGGAGCUGUCUUUCAAAGUCAAGGCAAAUAUGAGGAUGCCUUGGAGCAAUACCAACGGGCGCUUGAGAUCCGAGUGAAGGCACUUGGACCAGAACAUCCGCACACUGCUUCAACAUAUAAUAACAUGGGAAUGGUCUUUCAAAAUCAAGGCAAAUACAAGGACGCCUUGGAGCAAUACCAAUGGGCGCUUGAGAUCUACGUGAAGGCACUUGGACCAGAACAUCCUGACACUGCUUCAACAUAUAAUAACAUUGGAAACGUCUUUCAAAAUCAAGGCAAAUAUGAGGAUUCCUUGGAGCAAUACCAACGGGCGCUUGAGAUCUACGUGAAGGCACUUGGACCAGAACAUCCCUCAACUGCUUCAACAUAUAAUAACAUUGGAAACGUCUUUCAAAGUCAAGGCAAAUAUGAGGAUGCCUUGGAGCAAUACCAACGGGCGCUUGAGAUCCGAGUGAAGGCACUUGGACCAGAGCAUCCGCACACUGCUUCAACAUAUCAUAACAUCGGAACCGUCUUUCUAAAGCAAGGCAAAUAUGAGGAUGCCUUGGAGCAAUACCAACGGGCGCUUGAGAUCCGAGUGAAGGCACUUGGACCAGAACAUCCGCACACUGCUUCAACAUAUAAUAACAUGGGAAACGUCUUUCAAAGUCAAGGCAACUACGAGGACGCCUUGGAGCAAUACCAACGGGCGCUUGAGAUCCGAGUGAAGGCACUUGGACCAGAACAUCCUGACACUACAGAAACAUGUGAAAUGGUUGAAAUGAUAUCAGAAAUCAAUCGCUCAUUUUGCAUUAAGUUUUUUGUAACAAUCUUGGUGAAAGUUCAUCGAGUUGCCAUGAGCUACAAUUCCAAGGCCAAAGUUUUGCUGGCUUCCAUUGUUGGGAAGCUCUCAAGAAGAAAAUGA